Molecule: messenger RNA, 8994 nt
Organism: Epinephelus fuscoguttatus (brown-marbled grouper)
Lineage: Eukaryota; Metazoa; Chordata; Actinopteri; Perciformes; Serranidae
Gene: plekhm3
Product: pleckstrin homology domain containing, family M, member 3
Exons: 8
Coding region: 579-2930 (783 amino acids)
Source: RefSeq, a predicted model, not a curated record
AUCGUUUCUCUUUCUGCUGAGGAGGAAUCUGUGAAGCUCCGGUCUCAGUGUGAUGGAGACGCUGUAGUAAAGCCACAAACAGUCUGCUGAUGACUUCACAGCCACCUGACAGGCCAAAAUAACCAGCGCCAGAGCAUCUCAGUCUGAGCAGAGGGAUUGUAGGGUUUUGUCUUACCCAAAGUGUGUCUGGCUAAGUAAUGUAAUUUGCCACCCAGACUGGCUCGAUUUGGGGAACUCCAGGCUACUGCCAGUCUUGUUUAGCUCUGGCAUAAAGCCGCAUAAGCUUCCCCCAGAGGGAGGUUGUCGACUUUCCCUCCAGAGCUAGAGGCAGACCACUGAAAAGGAGCUGUAACACUGGAUGAAGACCCUGACUUGAGGAGGCGAACAGGACUUGGCUCCAGUUUGUGAAGGCUGCAGGCUGCUUGGACCAUUCUCACAUACCUUAGAGACUUGGAUUUGACCAGCUGACAGCCGGUUUGUUUUGUUGGACAUGUGGAUGCUGCUGACAGGGUUUUUGUGCCCGUUUUGGAAAACCAUCUUGUUGUGAGACUUGUAGCUCAGGGGGAAGGAGCCCAGCCAUGGAGGGGCUCGAGCAGCUCGACAUGGUGGGCGAUAUCAGCCCGGCUCUCGAGGCCACCGAGGACUUCAUCCACUGCAUGGAUGGGAUACAAGGUCCGAGCCAAGCUCAAACAGGGACCCUCCAGCCUUCCAGGCAGCCUAAGCAGCUGCAGGAGGUGUCCAGUGCCGCGCUUGGGAAGCUGAGCUCCAGCGGCGUGUGGGGCCUGCUGGCUAGAGAGCAGCCGGAGGUGGGGCCCCUAGGCCUGGCCUGGGCUGACAACUUCAGCGUGUUGGGGCUGGGGAUGGGCUUGAGGCACGGCAAGAGAAGCCGAGCGCGCUCCACCAACGACCUGGCAGCCCAUAGCAAGGAGUGCACCAACAACGCUGCCAACUCCUCGUCCAACUCAGCCUUCAAGAAGGGACACAAUCGCUCCAGGUCAGACGUCAACUACCGGCCGUCUGCGUACACGGACAAUGGACUGCCCACUGUGGACUGCAACACUCUGAAGAACAUGAUCCUCAACCACCAGCCAGAGGCUGAUAAAAGCAGCAGUAGCAGUGUGGUGAAGCAGGGUGAGAUGGAGCAGCGCGAGGGGCCCCGGGGCCGCUGGACGCCUUGCCAUGUCGAGCUGACACCCUGUGAGCUCCGGCUGUACACUCUGGACAGCAGCGCCAACCGCCAGCUGGGCACCGCCUACUCUCUGUCACACUGCCAGAGCGUCAUCUCACCAGCACCCUGCAGCCAGCCCGGCCAAAUCACCCAGCCCGCCGAUCAACGCACGCUGCAGGCUUUGUUCUUCAACAGCACGCGUCUCCAGCUGAGGGCAGCCAGCCAAUGGGAGGCCGUGGAGUGGAGACGGUUGAUUUUGGAGAAGGUGCAGGCAGCCAGACCCACGAGGAAGGAGAACCACCAGCGUAAGACCGGAGCAGAAAAGCAACAGAUUGUCAAGUUCCCUGCACCCAUGUCACCCUCCUCGUCUCCCUCUCCGUCUGGGCUCGACACCAGGCCUGAUGGUGACAGCGACACCCCCACCUCAGCGGAGGCAUCACUCUCUCUGCAGUCUAAUUCUGGCGUCCUGAGCAGACCCACCACCCUGCCUCUGUUCACCCAACGCUACCAGGAUAUCCUCAAAGCUGGUCUGCUCCACCAGCUGGUGGAUCAGAACAACUGGCGGGCCUUCACCUUCGUCCUGACCAGAUCUGCUCUCCGGGCCUUCCCCACUGAGGGCCGUGGGUCUGUGUCCCAGCCUGUGCUCCAGUACUCCAUGGCCUCCUGCUCGGCCGUGCAGCAUGAUCAGGAGCCAGAGAACGGAGAGACGUGGACUGACAGAGGGGACUGCUUCCAGAUCGUUUUCCCCAAAGAUGUGCUUCGACUUCGGGCGGACGACCAGCUCAAGGCCCAGGAAUGGAUGGAUGCCCUGCGGGAGGUGGUCGGAGCGCAGAGGCCUGCCCAAGAAGAAGGAGGAGAGUCGGGAGAAGGAGCUCCAGCCCUCCAGGGAGUGCUGUUGAGAUCAAAACCAUCCAGGGAGAGGAGACAGCGGGAGGCCCAGAAAGCCAAGAGGCAGUCAGUCACCACCAGUUUCCUCAGUAUUCUCACCUGUCUGGCCGUGGAGAAGGGGCUGACUGCUCAGAGCUUCAGAUGUGCAGGUUGUCAGCGUCCCGUCGGUCUCUCCAGAGGAAAAGCAAAGGUCUGCUACUACAGCGGCUGGUACUACUGCACAAGCUGCCAUCAGGACAACUCCUUCCUCAUCCCAGCACGUCUACUGCACAACUGGGACACCAGCAAGCACAAGGUAUCGAAACAGGCCAAGGAGUUCCUGGAGUUUGUGUAUGAGGAGCCUCUGCUGGACAUCCAGCAGCUCAACCCUUGUUUGUAUGAGCACUGUGAGCCUCUCAGCACCGUGCUGCGCCUCCGUCAGCAGCUCCAGUCACUGCGGGCCUACCUGUUCAGCUGCAGAGCAACCAUCGCCGAGGACCUCAGACGAAGGAUCUUCCCCAGGGAAUACCUGCUACAGCACAUUCACCUGUACUCCAUGGCAGACCUGCAGCAGGUGAUUGAUGGAAAACUGGCUCCCUUUCUGUCCAAGGUGAUCAAGUUUGCCAGCUCCCAUGUUUUCAGCUGUAGUUUGUGUCGAGAGAAAGGUUUCAUUUGUGAGCUCUGCCAGAAUGGACAGGUCAUCUACCCCUUCCAGGAGAGCGCCACCAAGAGGUGUGAUGGCUGCGGCGCUGUGUUCCACACCGAGUGUCGUCAGAAAGCUCAGCCGUGUCCUCGCUGCGUUCGCCGAGAGCUCCACCACAAGAGGCCGUCCUCCUUCUGGUCACCUGACGACGACAGCCCCGGGUGCUUUCACCUGCCGUUCCAGGACACCUGAGAGUCAGAAACACAAACGCAGUAACAGUCAGGGUGCUGCCCGGCCAUGACGCUGGACAAAGUGCCUGUUCUUCUGAUUCAUGUGUGUCUACGGGACAAAUUCUUUGACGGAGCUUGAAGCGUCGUCAGGUUUGUGUUCAUGUGUGUGUACCUACUAACACACACACACCUAAGCAAAGCCCUCUUUGUCCUUCUGUAAAGAGCAGGGAGAAAACCAACUGAAAAACUGCUGCACCGGACUGAACCACCUGUAUUUUGUAGUCAAACAUCACACGUCAAGGUCGUCCUCCGCCAUCUUCAUCCUUUUACCACCUCACUACCUUCACUUAUUCCACAUCACAGCUGAUGAACUGGAGACAUUCAGACCUAAUUCUUACCAACGUCUUCCGGCACAAGUUUAGUGAUGAAAUGAAUUUUCAGCCUCUCAAAUGUGAAGAUCUGCUGUUUUUCUUUUGUUCUUUAACCUGUUGGUCAAACAAUUAGGUAAACUGAAAAAAUCUCUUUGCCUUUGGGAACAGGUGAUGAAGUUCUUUGUCUUUGUUUACAGACUAAAUGAUUGAUUAAAAAAAACAACUGACUAAUCUAUGAUGCAGCCCAGCUCAUGUUAAAGUUACUCCACCCAGAAGUGCUUCAGUGUAUGACCCUGACGCACUGUAGCAUCUAAACAUGGCUGUAAAAGGUUUGUAGUUUCCUUCUUCACAGAGAAAAACAGCUGCAGUCAACAUAAAAGAAUAAAUGAUGUGCUCAUGUGAGCAGCGAAACAGGUUUUGCUUUCUGUAGUAUUUCCUUCUGUUCAGACUGGCAAUUAAAAAGAUCCCUUUCUAAAUAGAUUUCAGUGGAAGUUACUGUGACGCUUCAGCAGACCCCGAUCACACAGAAAGGGUUUUGCAGGUUACAAAAGGUGAGGUGCACCGAACACUUGCUGCGCCUUUUUAUUGCCAGGCAACCGCGCCAUUGCGUCCUUACACUAACCUUCCCGUGUAAUUGAUCCACCGUUUUCUUAUGUCACAGUAAUUAGUAUCCAAUUACUAAAAUGUUGAGGCAGAGGGCACUUGCUGUAGCUCUGGUUGAGGGUGAGAGGCUGUCACCAGGGAAACAGAGAUCUGUGUGGGUACAUGAGACCCUAAAAAAGAGGGUGGAUCAUGGGGAGUACCACCAGUUGGUCCAGGAGCUUCUCCUCAUUUCCGGGCAUAUUUUAGGAUGACUCGGGGGCAGUUUGACAACCUGCUGUCUGUUGUCGGGCCGUAUAGCUGCUACCACCAGUUUCUCCUCCAUUGUUGACCACCACAGAAGGCCCGCCUCUCAAAAGAUCCGAUUGGACAAUGGGGAAAAAAGAUGACGAAAAAGAGGUGACAUAAGGCGCUUUUCCGCUGUGUUGAAAUUUUUCAGCUUGAGGAGGUGAAUUACAGGUCUUCAAUAAAUAGGUUCCUGGAGCGCAGAUACAUGAGGUGUGUAGUAACGCAGAAACCGUGAGCAAAAAGGUUAAUUUUCAUUAACAAACAAUCACAAAAAGCCGCCUCCAACUAGACUCACAAGUCAGUGUGAGUCAGUUUAGACGCUUUGCUUAACUAAAGACUGAUGUCUUUCUCCCUGAUUUUGUGUUUAGACGGGCGGAUACAAUUUCAGAGUUUAAAAAAACUCCCUACGUUGCAGAACCAAUAGUAAAUCCGCAGGGCGGUCCUUCGGUGGCUCGCUGAACUCUUGUGACUGUAAACACAGUCCGACUGCGUUAAAAGUUUUAAACAAAGUCGCUGUAAGUCCUUCAUUUCCACAAUCUUGUGGACUGAGCACACCUUUGAUAAAACAGAGUUAAAUCUCUCGGCAUCCAUUUUCAAGCUCUCUAUGUGUUUGUGUCCUUGCGGACGAGAAAAGGGGGAGCGAACAUUUCCAGGAGGGCUUUUCUUUUUCAAAAAUGUAUGAGGCGUUGCUUUGUUGACGGCCGUUUUCUCCGGUGUGUUAAACACACUUUAGAAAGGAGUGUCCCCAGACUAUCAGAAGGCGGAGAUCUCUGAUUGUCUGGUGGCGAGACUAGCCUCAGACUGCUAAAACACUUUCUGUGUGUUGGGAGCCAUAGUCAAAUAGAGUUGGUAUAUUCCAAAGUGAUGGUCUGUUAAAUACAAAAUGUCCUCUUUGUGUCACUGCUCCUCUGCUUCAGAUCAACAAGGAACCCGCUAGGGAAUUAAAAAAGAAGGAAACUUUUGUACUAAAAACACCAUAACUUUAGAAUAUUUCCACUUGAUCUGACUCAGACAGCUGAAGCCUCAUACAAACUUCAGAACAAGGACUGUGGAUUUUGUCCAAUCUGAAAAACAGGAGGAAUCAUGUACGUGUGGGUUUUAAGACAGACUUGAAUAAGCAUGCACCUGCCUUUAACGUUGAGGAAAACAGAACAUCAGAAUCUUUUCAAACCAAUCCUGCAGUACAAUCCACCAUUUCACCGUCAACUGUGCAUUCCAAACAUACCAUUAUAUUAGCAUAAUAUUGCUAAAUAUGCAAGUUUGCAAGUUCCAGGUCUUUAAAUGGGAGAAUUCUUUUGCAUGCGUAAUGCAUUGAUUUCAGACAAAAAGGUAUUAAUUUAGAAAAAAAAAGUAUUUUUUUCCCGUGAUAACAUUCAUCAGAGUUGUGAGAUAAUAAUCUCGGUAAUUCACUAAAACAAUACAAUUUUUUUUCUGUAUUCUUCUUCUUCUUCUUUCUUUGGGUUUAGACUUUUGGUUAGACAAAAAAAAAUUACCAAUAAUUUUGAAGAUGUUGCCCUAAACUUGAGGAAAUUGUGAGGAAUUUAUGUAUUUGUAAAGAAAAUUAAUUGAUAACAUAAAUCAUAAAACCACAGUAAAAUAAUAUUUAGUGCUCAUUUUUCCAAAACUGUGACAUCACCUCUUUCUGUACAGCAUUACCUUGUGUCUUAAGUUGUAUUUUAGAGAGUGUUUGGAACAAAUGGAUCCACAGUGGGGAGGUGUUUCAUUCUGCAGGGAUGGUUUCAUAAGCUUCUAUGGACAUUUUGUAUACAGUACAAAAGUUUUACAGUCAUAUUUGAGUCUUCGGGGGAGUAUUUGAUUAGACUUGGGUUUACUUGGAAAAUAACUGGAGCCAUUCUUGUGGUGUUUUACCAAUAAUCAUAAUAAUAAGAUAAUAAACUCAAUGAUGGCUGUGAUUGACGUAUAGAAACCCCUCUUUAUCUCUUCUCCUUUUCCCUGAACUUGUAGACGUGGACUGAACGAUGUUUGAACUCAUUUUAAAUCGAUGUUCUUUUAAUGUAAAAGACUUUAACUUGAAUGAGACUCUGUCGGUCUGUCUGAGCACAUUUUCUUCCCUCCAUCAGUCGAACUGUAAAAUAACAGAGGCAAUAAUCUACUGUAACUUCUUCUUUCAUUGUUGCCUUUUCCCUCUCCUCUUCUUCCUCCUCCUGUGAUUCUACUUCCUGUCGUGCUUUAUCCAUGCAGAAUCUAUCGAACAUGAUAGCAGCUUUAGCUUUUAGUAUCUCUAUGCAACCUAGAUGGCCUUUAUGACUCACUGCUUUCAUGUGUAAAGGUCUGGAAACGCUUUACGUUUACAUUUUCACCGCAGAGCCGGCUGCGUUUCCAUCCAGGCUAAGUUUACUGAAACGUUGGGAAAAUAAAUAUUAGUAAGGUUUGUUUCUGUCAGCUGGCUGUAGCUGAUAAAUCCUGAGUGUCCAAACAUAAAAUUUACAUGGAAAAUGAAACAGAAAAAGAAAGAUUUUAUAAAUUUCGUCAAUUUCUUUUCUGAAUCAAUUCAUGUUUUGGGCUUUGUUUAAAGUUUUUGGUGGGUUUCCAAAACUUUUGACGAGGCUAAUCCCACUACGUUAAUUUUUAUUGUCAGAUACAUUUAUCUUUCCUAAACAACCCAGUCUCACUCCGAAGGCGUUGAAAGUGUACCAAACCGAACUGUACCUUAGCGUAGUGCUUGGUGGCAUAACGGAGCUGUCAGUCAAAGAGCCCGGUCUCACUCUGAAGUCGUUGAAAUCCAGCGCUUAGGCAGUGUCUUGCGGCGUCUGAAACAAACAAAAAAAUAAGGCGUCCUUUAACGUCAGUAUGAUGCGUGGCCGGUUGUGUUACAGUUUAACGGCGCUUAGUGGUGUCAGGGGGAAACUUGGCGGGACAAGAACGAUUUGGAUGGGUGGGAGCGGUGGCGGAUAGGUCCAACAAACACGGACUUUCACCCGGGAGAGUGGUGUUUGUGUCCCAGAUUUUAGACUCUGAUCUUUUUUCCUAAACCUAACCACAUGCGUUUGUUGUUGGAGGAAAAAUACCGUCAACCGCGUUGUUGCACUGACGUUAGGGAUGUUCCUGGCGACUAAUUUCCCUGUUAACUAAACAAAAAUUUUAAUUAAGACUAGGCGACUAGUCUGAAAAAAGGUAAACACUCAGAAAACGGUCAACAUUUAGCACAAUAUGUCUAACUUGUGGUGCUUUAAAGACGCCAGAAUCUGUAAUAACCUGGAUGGAAAUGUAGCUGCUGUUUCUUCCUGCUUCCUGUUUCCUUUCCUCAGUGCUGAUUUUACCUCAUCUUCUCUUUUACGUCUCGUCUCUCUGCUCCUUGUCCUCAUUUCUCCAGCUUGUUUGAGCCAUAAACACACGUUAACCUUGAAGGGAAAUAAGUUGCUGCGCUCAGCAGUGAGUUGAUUCGUGAAUAUGUAUUUUUGUGAGCAGACUGAGUUGUUCAUGUUUAUGAAGCAUGUCAGAUACUGUAGACUAAAACUAAAUAACCCAGUGUAGUUAAAAAUAUGUCAGGAAACGUGCACUGAUGUGUCGAUGAUAUUUCUGUUGUUUGUGUUUUGUUUCGAGGGUCACACAGGGGAUAUUACAACAAUAAAUGUUUAAGUUAUUAUUGACUGCUGCAUAAAGACUGAUGAAGGGUUGUGAAGCCUUUGGUCGAAGUAUUUUUGAAUCUGUUUUUUGAGUGUGUGAAGUUUUAUGUUUUUUAUCUGGUUUUUUGUUUGUUUUUGUAAAUCAUGCUGUUGAUUUGUGUCCAUGGAGCCCUGCAGGUUUUAAAGGAUCUUUAUUUUUUAAUGUGUGCACACAGAUUAUAGCGCUCCUGGCAAAGUGUUUCAGGCAGCAGGGUGUAUACAGGUUAAAUUCAAGACUUUAAGACCAGUUUGAUGCAACCUUAAAUAAAAUUUAAGACCUAACUUACGAUAGAAUACACGCCAAAAUUGAAAAUAUACUCCACAUUGAUGUCAGUUCAAAAUGAACAGUAAGGUAAAACGAUGCUGAUGAUUUCAACAUAAAUCACUAUUAAGAAUUUCAGGUAUGCACGUAUGCACGUAGAUCCUAAUUAGAGUGUGUUAAGCUAAUUUGUCAGUAAUUAUUUGGCUCACAACUAACUGAGUAAAAUCAUAUACCGGACUGUAACGUACUGAACCAAACUGUUUGGGACAAAUAGUUCCUGUUGUUAUACAACAUUUGAUGCUUACUGGAGAGCGUUAUUUACUGAUGUGUGCACACAAAUUAACAAAACAUAAAGACCCCACUACCUGCUGGGCUCUGUGGUGUGUGUAUGUAGCCACAGUAGCCGACUCGUGCAUCGGAUCACUUUAAAACUUUAAUUUAUUUGCUUGUUUUAUGCAGUUUGUUCAUUCAUACAUAAGAAGUGUACGUUUGUGUUUAGUUAAGUUUUUUUUUCUACAAUUUUGCCAAUUUUCAUUUCUGGAUUUGGAAACAUAAAUAAGAACAUGUUGACGACCCUGUCAUGAAUGAUGUUUGCCUGUUAUCAUGACCCUGUAGUGACGAGUACACUGAUCUGUAUUUACAGGACUGAGAGUGUUCUUUAUGUUGUGACACAUUUCCAUCAGCGCAGUAUGUUUUACUUGAUGUGUUUGGAGAAGAAUAUAUUGUACAGUAUUUAAGAAGAGGAACUGGACUCAACUUCUUCUCUCUUUUUGCACUUUUAAGUUAUUUUUCUUGUUUUAAAUCAUUGUUGUUGUUUUUUUCACCGCAGCCAAACCUCUUAUGCAAAUACAGGGAGUUGAUUUUCUGAUUUUGAUCCUCCUGUCUGGUUCUGUUCAAGUUUGUCCGCUAGCCACUGAUGCCAAUAAAGACAAAUUCUUA